Messenger RNA from Cicer arietinum (chickpea), 473 nucleotides. RefSeq names its product small ribosomal subunit protein uS9. Gene Ontology annotation, cellular component: ribosome; cytosolic small ribosomal subunit. Gene Ontology annotation, biological process: maturation of SSU-rRNA from tricistronic rRNA transcript (SSU-rRNA, 5.8S rRNA, LSU-rRNA); translation. The record is from RefSeq and is a predicted model, not a curated record. Lineage: Eukaryota; Viridiplantae; Streptophyta; Magnoliopsida; Fabales; Fabaceae. Gene Ontology annotation, molecular function: structural constituent of ribosome; RNA binding.
UCGCCGGAGUAGACAUGCGCAUCCGCGUCAAAGGAGGUGGUCACACUUCUCAGAUUUAUGCCAUCAGGCAGAGUAUCGCGAAGGCACUUGUUGCUUACUACCAGAAGUAUGUCGAUGAACAGAGCAAGAAGGAGAUCAAGGAUAUCCUUGUGCGUUACGAUCGUACCUUGCUUGUUGCUGAUCCUAGGCGCUGUGAGCCUAAGAAGUUCGGUGGUCGUGGUGCUCGUGCUAGGUUCCAGAAGUCAUACCGUUGAAAUCGUUUAUUUGGAAGGGACGAAGAAAGAAAAACGAGGUGUUUUUUGGUUGUUUAUUUUAGCUUUCGGUUCAUGUUUUAUGCUGUGGAAAACUUUUUCUUUUAAUUCGUAGAAUUAUUAUCGAUUGAAUUGUUGUUUUAGUUGAACUUGUUAUUUAGGGUUUGUAUGCGAUUUUGCAAGAUUCACAUAAAUUAUGUUUUAGUUUUGAAAUUCUGCUUA